Messenger RNA from Etheostoma cragini (Arkansas darter), 2114 nucleotides. RefSeq names its product cyclin I (gene ccni). NCBI's taxonomy places the organism in Eukaryota, Metazoa, Chordata, Actinopteri, Perciformes, Percidae. The transcript is spliced from 10 exons. Gene Ontology annotation, cellular component: nucleus; cytoplasm; cyclin-dependent protein kinase holoenzyme complex. The coding region runs from base 306 to 1640 and encodes 444 amino acids. Gene Ontology annotation, molecular function: cyclin-dependent protein serine/threonine kinase regulator activity. The record is from RefSeq and is a predicted model, not a curated record. Gene Ontology annotation, biological process: regulation of cyclin-dependent protein serine/threonine kinase activity; mitotic cell cycle phase transition.
CAGUCAUGCCUUUGGGUGGGCGGAGCCUCAAUCCUCCUCUCUUCCCCCAGCUAGCCCCUUCCUCGGAAGUAGACGGUCCGUCUAUAUUCCGUUCUUUUAUUUUUGUAUUUUUGUAACCCCUUUUCCCCACCACAUAGCACUAUGGACGCAAAUAUGGACGACUAAACCAAAGAACGGGUCCACGAUUUCACCCCUAUAUUUAUCCUUGAAUUGAGUGGACCGGAGGAAAUCCAACUGUGGUUUUCUCCGCUUUGCAGGGGAGGUAGCUGUAUCCAGUGGGGAGGUAGGCUUAACCAGGGGAAAGAAUGAAGUUCUUCGAACCCUGGGGACGCCAGAAGCUGUCUUUUCUUCUGGAAAAGGCCGCUUCUAGGGAAACUAAGAUGUGGAAGGUCUAUGUGCCAAAGAAGCCCUCCUCACAGGAUAUAGACAUCACCCCUGCCCAGCGAGAUGAGGCCGUGCGCUGGUUGACAGAGCUCCACAGCAGCCUGCAGCUGUACCCGGAGACCCUGGUGUUAGCUGUUAGCAUCCUGGACCGCUUCCUUGCUUCCAUCAAGGCCCGUCCAAAGUACCUGCGCUGUAUAGCUAUCGCCUGCUUCUUCCUGGCUGCUAAGACCUGCGAGGAGGAUGAGCGUGUGCCCUCCCUGAAAGAGAUGGCUGCCUCCAGCAGCUGUGGCUGUUCUCCAUCAGAGAUCCUGAGGAUGGAGAGGAUCAUCCUGGACAAACUGAACUGGGAUCUGCACACCGCCACAGCACUGGACUUCCUGCACAUCUUUCAUGCGAUGGUGUUAUCAUGUCGUUCUGGGUUUUUGAACUCCAUGUUGGGACUGAACCGCUCUCAGCACCUCACUCUGCUCACGUGGCAACUCUACAACUGUCUGGCUGACCACACACUCAUACAGCUGAGAGGAUCCAUGCUGGCUUUGGCCCUAAUCACCCUGGAGCUGGAGACCUGCUGUCCUGACUGGCUGGCUCUUACCAUUGACCUGCUGAGGAAGGCACAGAUCGACAGCUCUGAGUUGAUUCGGAGUCGAGAGCUCGUGGCUCGUAGUCUGUCCACACGGAGAUCUUCCCUGCCUCCAAACACUGUCUACAUCUACCAACCCCUUCAGAGCCAAACCACCCUGCAGCCUCCAGACCAGGACCCCACACUCCCCUGCUGCACAAUGGGGAUCAUCACCUCCACCACUGAGACUUCCGGUGACCAUGCCCUUGUCACCGCCAUCCCUGCCCAGCUACAGACACCUGCUGAUGGGGAAGACGGGAGCCAGCAGCCCUGGAGCACCAUCUCCUCCACCAACAGCAGCAUCCCAGUUCUACUCUCUCCACCCAAACACCACCAUCUUAACCACCUGCAGAAGGUCACACUGCGUUGCAAAGCAUCCACCAAGCGCAAGGUGGAUGAAAUGGAGGUGGAUGACUUCUACGAUGCCAUCAAACGCCUCUACAAUGAAGAUGUCACCACCUCCGCCGCUGUCCAGGAGGGGGGAACAUCUUUGAUGGGGGCGAUAACAACAAGUGGAGGAGGAGGAGGAGGAGGAGGAGGAGGUGAUGAAGGUCUGGGUGUCUGCAGCGUCCUGUUGUCCCGACAGGAAGGCAGUUCUUCUCCCUGCCCGCCACUGCAGCCAGUCCGUGCCUCCUAGAGACCAAACCGAAACCCGUUUGCCAAAACCACCUUCCCAGUGACAUCAUCUUUCACUUUUAAAUUAAAGGUGCGAAGAUCCAAGAAAUGUGAACAUCAACAACUCCUCAGUCCCUCCCCCAUUUCCGCUAAAUCCCAAAACGGUCUCCUAAGCUCUCCCCCCCACAAGGCUAGCGCCGUGCAAAAGAGAGCGGGGGGGGGAAACCUGUGUGCAGCUCGAGCGCGGGGAAGGGGGAGGGGAGGACGCUAUGAGCACACGCAUGGAUUGGACAAAAUUCUUCUUUACAUCACUGCUUUCAAUUAAACGUACAGUAAAGGAAUAAGUAUGUUAUAAUACAAAUAAAGCAGUGAUACAGAUGAUGUCAGUGGUGAAGAUGGUUUUGCUCAGUUUUUGUUCAGCUGUCCUGAGGUCAGGUGCCAUCAUCCCCUGCAACAGGAAGUCAGAGCCCCAAAAAAAUGUAAACAUUCAAAAAAA